GACAAUAGCAAAAAGCAUCGACUUGUCAAUGGAAAUGUCAAUCAACUUGUCAAGAAAGUCAGCAAAUGUCAAAAUACGGGCAACGGCUGGUGGUAUUUGAAUUUUCUAUUCCUAAAUAUUUUCAAUAAAUCAGACCAAACAAGUAAUUAAAUGUAAUAGAAAAUGGACAAGACUAAAACCCAGAAUUCACAGAAAAACCGUUUUUUGAAAUUAUCUCUUAAGAAAAACAGGAGAAAAGAAGAAGAAAAUAACAAAGCAAAUCGCAGCUCUGACGUUAUAUUAUUGGAAGAAUCUUUUGAGAGAUUAAAAUCCGACUUUCCUAGAAAAUUGAAUGGGACACCAAAAAUAUAUUCUCCAAUAGUUAUAAACGAUUCGACCGAGUUGUCUGAUGAAUCCUUACCAAAUAUAAUGAUCAAAGAUAAGGAACCUAGCAAAUUUGGAAAUGUUUCAUUCAACAAAUCAAUAGAAGAGAAGUCUCCACAAUGCACAAAAGAAUCCAGACCCAGCAUAGGUGGUUGGUCACCAGCGCAGAGCAUUAUCUGUGCUUCACCGAGGUACCAAACCGUACCUUCCACUCCUCGGGACAUAGCGAACGAGUCACUCGAAGAAUGCUCCCUGAAGAAAAUUCAACAAUCACAAAAGAAACUACUGAGCGAUCUUUACGGAGAAACGUGGAAAUCAAUACCAAAGCUAUUUAAAGCCAUAUCUAAAAAUUAUGAAAACUUUGACGGUGUAUCCAAAAAACUUCAGUUUGAUGAUGACGAAGACAAAGAAAAUAUCAGACAUGACUUGCAACGCAACAAAGAGUUGUACCUUACCGGUUCAGAUGCUAAGAAAAAGUUUGGUAAUUUUUCUGAAUCUGAGAAAAAAUCGAAGAAAAAACUAUACACGGAGAAAGUUCCUAGCACCCCAGACGUCCCGAAAACAAAACCCGUUAGAACCAGAAACGUUAACAGUACAACAAAAAAGGGAAAAGCAAUGUCCGUGACAGAAUUAGUAGAAAUUAUGAAGAAAGAUGUAAACGAAGUGACUAAAAAAGCUGAAAAUCUUUGCAUUACUCCUACAAAUGAUGUCAAGAGGCUAAGUUUCGUAGGGUCUUUAGCAGACAACGUCCCGAGCUGGCGAUGUCACCCCGAAGCCUUCCAAUACCGCGACAACUAUAAAGGUCUGCGGGAGCAACUCACGCGCAGGUUGUAUGCCGAGUUCAAUAAGGUGGUGUUUGACGAUGCGUUUGAGGAAGACAUGCCGGUGGUGUGGGACUCCAAGCUUAGGAGCACUGCUGGCACAACAACAAACCGUCUGCUCAAGAACUCUCGUGGCGAGCGUAGACGCACCUCCAGCAUCAAGCUGUCCACCAAAGUCGUGGACGCGCCGCAACGACUGCGGGACACGCUCAUACAUGAGCUGUGCCACGCUGCGACUUGGCUUAUUGACGGCGAGCUGAGGGCAGGACACGGGCCAUUGUGGCGCAAAUGGGCCACACAUGCACUACGAAAGUUCCCAGAACUGGGCGAAAUAUCGAGAUGCCACGACAUGCAGAUACACUUCAAGUAUUCGUACAAAUGUACCAAAUGCGGUUACAGUUUAGCAGAUUUCGAACACUAUAAUGAGAUUUUAAUCAACCAUGGACAACUGCCAGAAAACCACCACCGUCGUCGCCGUGGCCUCGUGAAUGCCAUAGGUUCCAUCGCCCAUACUCUGUUCGGAGUACUCGACGAUGACUUCGCACAACAAUACCAGAAAGACCUAACCAAGCUUCGACAUGACCAAAAAUAUCUACACCAGCUACUGAAAAACCACACAUCGAUAAUAGAAUCUGAGUACAACGUUAUAAAACGAAUGGAGAAAACUAUCGACCAGCAACAUAAAGCAUUUAACCAGCAUUUGAACCGCCUAGAUCAACUUGCCAACACCAUGCAAAAGCAAAUACAAGAAAACUCAGAUGCCAAUGAGUUCGCAUUAUCAUCAAUCACAGCAAACGGAAUACUUAUGAACCUCAAAGACAUACAGCAAAUGUUAUUAACCACCAUCACUGAUAUCUUUCAUGGAAAGUUUAAUAUACAUCUGUUACAACCCCAACAACUGACUACAGAACUUCAUAUGAUCUCGGGACAAAUUUCCAAAGAACUAUCAUUACCAAUCGACAACAUUCAAACCGACUUAAUGAAAAUCUACCAUUUAUUAACUGUCAAAGCCCGAUUUACACAAGAAUUUCUGAUCUUCGAGAUUAAAAUACCAUUAGUAGGCAGAGAUAACUUUGAAAUCUAUAAAUUAAUACCAAUUCCUAUGAAAAGCGAAAAUCAAAUGCACAAAGUCAUUGCUGUGGCAGACCAUUUAGCAAUUAAUAUACAAAAAGAUCUACAAAUACCAUUUUCCGAUUUGCAAUUACAACAAUGCAGUAACUAUGACUCUGAAACAUUACUGUGUGCCCAUCAAAUACCAAUAUCUAUGACUAAAACCGAUCAAACAUAUUGUGUUAAAGUAAAUGAGUCACUAAGUUGUAAAACAGAGAGCACAAAAUGCAAAAACACUUGGAUGCAACUACACAAAGUAAACAAUUACUUGUACUCAUGUUGCAUCGAAUGCACCAUUCAAAUCAUAUGUGACUAUCAAGUUGCCAUCGAGCGACUCAGCAAGGUCGGGAUACUCGCCUUGGAAAGUGGAUGCGUCAUCAAGGACGACGGGAUCACCUUGCUGUCACAUAACAAACAAUCGACCAAUGAUAUUAAACUGAAACCAGAUAUUCUUAAUAUUGAAAUUCCAUCAAUAAAUAACAUUGUGAACGUUACCAUGAAUAUAACACCUCUAACCAGCACAAACCAAGAAACUGAUAUUGACAAUGAAUUAGAGAUUAUUGGAAAGAAAAUAGAACAAAUAAAGAAUAAUACCAAGGAAGACUUAGACGACACAUCCUUCGACAACCAUGAUUUGCACCACUACAUAGCCAUCUACAUCCUGACGGGUACCGGCCUCGUGACUGCUGUGGCCUACGGCGUGCGGAGGAUCCGCGCGCGCGCCCAGUGGCCGGCAGCUGAGCAGGCGCCGCCGCAGCCGCAGCCCCGCGCCCGCGCUGCUGCCCUGCACCGCAGUGCUAGUGCAAGUGACCAGUGUGAUAGUGCGAGUGUCCAGUGUACUAGUGCAAGUGACCAUGUCAUCCAACGCCACUCAAAAUCCAUAGACACAACAAAGAAAUGCUGCGGCUACUGCAGAGGCACCUUCGAGUUGAUCCUCAACAAGAAAACCAAAGAAGGCUUGGUGGUAUCCACUCCAGCUCGGAAGGGAGAAGUCAGCGAGUUUGCCAAAUACGUAAAAGAGAACUACGGUUCUGCCAAAACUGGCAGGAGUCACGCGGAGGUCAUGAAAUUGUUGGGAGAACAGUUUUCUGCCAAGAAAAAGGUUAAAUCAAUUGAUUUAUUGUAAACACUUUAGUUACAUUAUGUUGUAUAGUUUUGUUUAUUAGUGUUUUAUAACAAAUGAGAUGAAUGAUAAUGUUUAAUAAGUAGACGAUUUGACAAGGUACUUAUUAUCAAAAGUGUAACCGUUUUUAGCCGUUCAAAACUGCAUCACGUGACAUGACACUAGUUUAUUUUAUAAACACGACAGUAAAAUGGCAAUGCCUGAUUUUGUAUGGAAGGUGGCGUCUUUUUUUUUUCGCGCGGCCAUCGACCAAACUAUGUUUUUUGAUUACAAAAUAGUGUAAUAAACCAAACUUACUAUGACAUGUAUACCUCUAAACUCAGUCUGAACUGAGUUACGAGCGUUAGAAGUUUGAUGAUUUACAUACUAGAUUUGCUUUUUGCGCGCAAGUUUUGUAAGAAAUUGCAACAAAAUAUUCCGCUAUUUUUUUAUUGCGCUGAUUCUACUCCACACUGAUGUCUGGAGCCUUUAAUGGAUGGUAUUGUUUGUUUACACCACAGAAUAAUAAUAAGUACUACGUACAGAAGUUUUACUUCGCGAAGGUAUUUAAAAAAAUGUAUGCUCAAUGACAUUAACAAUAUGGUGUAAUUUAGCCUGACUCAAGAGUCAAGCACCAUUUUGUUGACAAACGUCAGUGAUCGGCACUGCGCCGAAGCUAUAGGGCUGACUUCGGUAAAAUGAUGUGACGUGAGGUGCCAAACUGCGGAAAAUGGCGGAGGAAAUACAUGAUUUAGCAUGAAUUAUCAUGAAUAAUAUUAACUACUUAUUUACCUCUCAGUGUCUUAAGGAAACUUAAAAAAGUACAUUCAGUAUUUUUAUUAUUAUUUAGGCAGUUAAAUACUGCACAGUAUUUAGUACACCAUUUUCUUUAUUUUCUUCCAUCAUACACAAGAAUACGCGUGCGUGAGUCAAUGUUCGCUCGUAUGUGAGGCCUUGUCGAAUAGUAUCCUGUAGGUGGGCCAUCGUGCGUGUUUUGUUUUCGAUGUAAACUCGCGGAGAUGAACAGGCCUUUUUUACACAUACAAUGUCACUAUUUUGUUGCAAUUUCACACAAAACUUGCAAAAAGCAAAUCUAGUAUGUAAAUCAUCAAACUUCUAACGCUCGUAACUCAGUUCAGACUGAGUUUAGAGGUCUACAAGUCAUAGUAAGUUUGGUUUAUUACACUAUUUUGUAAUCAAAAAACAAAGUUUGGUCGAUGGCCGCGCGAAAAAAAAAAGACGCCAAUUUCCGGCAUUGUCUUUUAUUGAAAAUAAAGUAUGUUGUAAGGCAACGUUGCCAGACAUUUUAAUCGUCAUGUGUUGCGUGACACAUCUUGUUUUAUGAUUUUACUCUUGCCUGACAGAGGUGUUGCUUUUUCUAAUGAUUUUGUAGAUAUUUCUGAAAUACAUAUGUAUACUGGAUAUUUUGUGUAACUUAUACAAUAACAUUUAGUAGGCAAAUUGAAAAAAAAAAUUGUCAGAUAUGCAAAAACACUGCCGUAUUUUAUUUGGUAAUAAUUUAAAAUAAUGUAACAACUACACAUUUUUGUAAAUCAUAUUGUUUUUUUUUAACAAAGUACACAUCCUUUCUGAAACUGGUUUUUAAGGUGAUUGCUUACCUACCGAUAUUUGUAUGUAUUCUCAUUUUGUAAAACCUUAUUAGUACCGUAAGGUAAGUAUAACAUUUUUUACGAUUUUAUGUAUGAUAGAGAAUUAUUAAUCUUAUUCUCACGACUGAUUAUUUGUAGAUAAUCAUUUGUAGACCAUUAUUUAGAGACCAUUGCACUGGUGGCAAUGAAUUUCUGACUUUAUUUCUUAUAAAAUAAAACACGUUUUAGGUAAAUUUAUUUGUAAAAUUUUUAGCUGAUCUUAUCAAUCGUGAAGUUAAUGAAUUUUGGCUACCAAUUUACUCAGAUUUUGAAUAUUUAACUGAAAUUGGAGAACGAUGUAUAAUUUUUGAGAAAUUUAUACAAUUUCGAGCAACCGAUGUAUAAUAAUUUAUAAAAUACAAUAUUUUUAAAAAUGAAAAUUUUGAGGUAAUGUUUACUCAUAAUAUAAUUUAAUAAUAUUGUCUAUAGAUUGUUAUGACUGUGUACAUAUAUUUGUGUAUAAUUAUAUUUCAGG
This is a messenger RNA of Ostrinia nubilalis (European corn borer), 5520 nucleotides long. RefSeq lists its product as uncharacterized. The coding region runs from base 163 to 3420 and encodes 1085 amino acids. The transcript is spliced from 9 exons. Gene Ontology annotation, cellular component: nucleus. The record is from RefSeq and is a predicted model, not a curated record. NCBI's taxonomy places the organism in Eukaryota, Metazoa, Arthropoda, Insecta, Lepidoptera, Crambidae.